ACCCCAUCCCCAUCCUUCCCCCCUGCCUACCUAAGACCUCGAUUAUUCUGCUCGCUCGCCAAGUCUACGGCCGGUCGUCUCCACCCUCUCGCCCCCAGCCACGCAGCCGCCGCAGGCCGGAGGGGGCGCCAUGGCCGCGUCGGAUCUGGAGAGCAAAGCCAAGGAGGCCUUCGUCGACGACGACUUCGAGCUCGCCGCCGAGCUCUACACCCAGGCCAUCGACGCUGGGCCCGCCACCGCCGACCUCUACGCCGACCGCGCCCAGGCGCACAUCAAGCUCGGCAACUACACUGAGGCUGUGGCAGAUGCUAACAAAGCGAUUGAACUUGAUCCUACGAUGCAUAAAGCCUACUACCGAAAAGGUGCCGCAUGCAUCAAGCUUGAAGAAUACCAAACUGCAAAGGCUGCUCUUGAAUUGGGUUCGUCCUAUGCAAAUGGCGACUCAAGGUUUACUCGUCUGUUGAAGGAAUGUGAAGAACGCAUUGCUGAGGAGGCUAGCCAGGCACCAGUAAAGAAUGUUGAGCCAUCUGCCACUGCUACUGUUGAUGACAAAGAGGAUGUUGCGAAUAUGGAGAAUACACAGCCAGUGGUCGAACCUCCAAGCAAGCCCAAAUACAGGCAUGACUUCUACAACAGUGCCACAGACGUGGUUCUGACAAUAUUUGCUAAGGGCGUUCCUGCUGAUAGUGUGGUUGUUGAUUUUGGUGAACAGAUGUUAAGCGUAUCCAUUGAAGUCCCUGGUGAAGAACCAUACCAUUUUCAGCCCCGUCUGUUCGCUAAGAUUAUCCCAGAGAAGUGCAAGUAUCAAGUCUUAUCCACCAAGGUUGAAAUACGCCUUGCCAAAGCUGAGCAGGUGACUUGGACUACCCUGGACUAUAGUGGCAGACCAAAGGCCCUUCCCCAGAAGAUAAGCACGCCAGCUGAAACGGCUCCAAGACCUUCCUACCCAUCUUCGAAGUCUAAAAAAGACUGGGAUAAAUUGGAAGCUGAAGUCAAAAAGGAGGAGAAAGAAGAAAAGCUUGAUGGUGAUGCUGCGCUGAACAAGUUCUUCCGCGACAUCUACAAGGAUGCCGAUGAAGAUAUGCGGAGGGCCAUGAUGAAGUCAUUCGUUGAAUCGAAUGGCACGGUUCUCUCAACAAACUGGAAAGAUGUUGGAUCAAAGAAGGUGGAAGGCAGCCCUCCUGAUGGAAUGGAGCUCAAGAAGUGGGAGUACUAGAGUUGGUCCACCCCAUCUUGUAAAUCCGGGUCCCGCGAGACAUCAUGACCUAGUUGCAGACUUGCUCGUCGCUGUCAAUUCACUCGGUUGGAUUUUGUGCCAUGCGCUUGGUCAAGUUUCUGCAUUUGUAAGGUGUCUGUUUGACGCUCUAGCUUGUCUGAGUACUACCUGUCCUAGUUCUGCUGGACACAUAGGGUAUGCUAUCUCUGUGGUAUCGAGUGCGGAACACAUUUGUGGUAACUGAUACUGCAAACUAUUAUAUGUGAAAUGUUAUCUUUUUGGCCUUA
Messenger RNA from Panicum hallii, 1503 nucleotides. Its product is annotated as protein SGT1 homolog. Lineage: Eukaryota; Viridiplantae; Streptophyta; Magnoliopsida; Poales; Poaceae. The record is from RefSeq and is a predicted model, not a curated record. Gene Ontology annotation, molecular function: protein-folding chaperone binding. The transcript has 10 exons. Gene Ontology annotation, cellular component: cytoplasm; nucleus. Gene Ontology annotation, biological process: protein stabilization; defense response to fungus. The coding region runs from base 131 to 1216 and encodes 361 amino acids.